GAUACCUAUUGGUUUACGAUUGAUAAUCUAUUGGUUUAUUUAUCUUUUUUUCAAGAUACCGGUCCAUUAAAUUGUGCUUGUCUUUAUCGAUUUUGUUUACAUUUACAUGGUUUAUUAGAAGAUCAUGUAUUAGAAGGCAGACGAAUCAUUAUGUAUUCUUCUCAAGAUCCUGAUAAACGUGCUAAUUCGGCUUUAUUGAUCUCUUUGUAUUGUAUGAUCGUUCUGAGGUGGAGUCCUGCUGAUUCACUUCAUCCGAUCUCUCAAUUACAAAUCCAACCAUUUAGAGACGCAGGAUACUCAAGAGCCGAUUUUCAAUUAUCAAUUCAAAAUGUAUUAUAUGGAGUGAAACGAGCGAUCGAUUUAAGAUUAUUGAAAUUAGAUGAAUUUGAUUUAAAAGAAUAUGAAUGUUUUGAAAAGGUAGAGAAUGGAGAUUAUAAUUGGUUAUCACCUCAUUUCAUUGCAUUUGCUUCACCGGUUGAACCACAAGGUGGUAGGAUUGGUAAAUCAUUUAAAAUGAUUUUAGAUCAAUUUGAAAAAGUUGGAGUUAGAUUAGUGGUCAGAUUAAAUAAAAAAUUGUAUGAUGAAAAUCGGUUUUUAGAAAGAGGAAUGGCUCAUAAAGAAAUGUAUUUUGAUGAUGGUACAAAUCCUACAAUGGAAAUGGUUAGAGAGUUUAUUACAAUGUGUGAUCGAAUCAUUGAAGAGGGUGGUGUAGUUGCAGUGCAUUGUAAAGCAGGAUUAGGUAGAACAGGUACUUUGAUUGGAGCUUAUCUAAUUUAUAAGUAUUCCUUUACGGCUGAAGAAGUGAUUGGAUUUAUGAGAAUCAUGAGACCUGGAACAUGUGUAGGACCUCAACAACAUUUCUUGUAUGAAAAUCAAAUGACAUGGAUCAAAUGG
Messenger RNA from Melampsora larici-populina 98AG31, 894 nucleotides. RefSeq lists its product as uncharacterized. The transcript is spliced from 6 exons. Lineage: Eukaryota; Fungi; Basidiomycota; Pucciniomycetes; Pucciniales; Melampsoraceae. The annotation marks the transcript as partial. Gene Ontology annotation, molecular function: protein tyrosine/serine/threonine phosphatase activity; protein serine/threonine phosphatase activity. Gene Ontology annotation, biological process: positive regulation of cytokinesis; protein dephosphorylation; regulation of exit from mitosis. The record is from RefSeq and is a predicted model, not a curated record. Gene Ontology annotation, cellular component: mitotic spindle; spindle pole; nucleolus.